AUGGCUCGGAAAGACUCACCUUUUGAUCUCGCGAAAUGCGCCAGGCCAAAUAUAAUCAGACUACAGCCCUACCGUUGUGCUCGGGACGACUACAAAGAUGACGGAAAGAAUAUCCUCCUCGACGCGAACGAGAACGCCUACGGUCCGGGAUUGGCUCUAGACAUGAACGGAGGCUACAAAGAACACAAUGUCGAGAAACCGCAGGUUGACUUCCUGGGCCUCAACAGAUAUCCAGAUCCGCACCAGAUUGCAUUGAAGGAGCGCUUUUGUCGGUUGCGAAACACGCGCACCCAUACCGACAAAGACCUGCUUCCAGAGAACAUGUUCUGUGGCGUUGGCUCCGACGAAGCCAUUGACGCUCUCCUGCGAUGCUUUUGUGUUCCGGGGAAAGACAAGAUCUUGACCUGUCCUCCCACGUAUGGCAUGUACGCUGUGAGUGCGGACGUGAAUGACGUUGAAGUGGUUCAUGUGCCUCUCAAUGCUGAAGAUGGCUUCUCGCUACAGCCCCAACUCAUCGCCGACAAGCUCUCUUCAGAUCCCUCAACCAAACUGGUCUAUAUCUGCUCCCCGGGCAAUCCUACCGGGGCGGUCAUCCGGAAGGAGGAUAUUCGAAAAGUCCUAGAACAUCCCACUUGGAAUGGGGUCGUAGUGGUCGACGAGGCUUAUAUCGACUUUGCCCCGGAAGGCUCAAGCCUGGCAGAAUGGGUUCUCGAAUGGCCGAAUCUGGUGGUGAUGCAAACCCUGAGCAAAGCGUUCGGUCUGGCUGGGAUACGGCUAGGUGUUGCUUUCAGCAGCCCGGAGAUUGCAGCACUGCUUAACAACAUGAAAGCACCUUAUAACAUAUCCAGCCCAACGAGUGCGAUUGCAACAGCCGCCUUGCACGACGACAACCUGGCAGUUAUGCGACAGAACAGAUUGAAGAUACUGAAACAAAGGGACAGACUUCUUGAAGAACUCCCUAAGGUACCAGGUGUUGGACAGUUUCAAGGGGGAACAGACUCCAAUUUCCUACUUGUUGAGAUCCUCGACAAACCCAGGGAACAAGGCGGCCAGCCUGAUAAUGUCACAUCUCUGGCGGUAUAUGAAACGAUGGCGGGCCAACGUGGAGUUGUGGUGAGGUUCCGCGGGAAGGAGUAUGGGUGCAAAGGAUGUUUGCGCAUCACCGUGGGCACGGAAAAGGAGGUGGAUCGAUUCCUGGAGGAGCUCAGGUCGGUUUUGCAGGAAAUUUAUUCUUCACGAGGCUGCCAUGUGAACGGUGUUGGGAACGAAGAAAGGCGCGAGAACGAAGCAAACGGGGUGAUAUCAUGA
Molecule: messenger RNA, 1308 nt
Organism: Capronia coronata CBS 617.96
Lineage: Eukaryota; Fungi; Ascomycota; Eurotiomycetes; Chaetothyriales; Herpotrichiellaceae
Product: histidinol-phosphate aminotransferase
Exons: 2
Coding region: 1-1308 (435 amino acids)
Biological process (GO): L-histidine biosynthetic process
Molecular function (GO): L-histidinol-phosphate:2-oxoglutarate transaminase activity; pyridoxal phosphate binding
Source: RefSeq, a predicted model, not a curated record